Molecule: messenger RNA, 948 nt
Organism: Acytostelium subglobosum LB1
Lineage: Eukaryota; Evosea; Eumycetozoa; Acytosteliales; Acytosteliaceae
Exons: 2
Coding region: 1-948 (315 amino acids)
Cellular component (GO): membrane
Molecular function (GO): alpha-(1->3)-fucosyltransferase activity
Source: RefSeq, a predicted model, not a curated record
AUGUCAAGUUUGAAGCAGGCCAAUGGUCUAUUCUACUUCGCAUCGGACAUGACGGAGGGAUCAUCAUAUUCGAAUGAUCAGUGGAAGAUCAAACUACCUUCACCAGACAAACAAAUCACAGUGAUCUAUGGGGUGGAGUCACCUCUCAAUCCCUAUGGCUAUUGCUUUAGGACACCAGGAUGUAUUGAGUACUUCAACUGGACAAUAGGAUACAUGCCUCGACCAUUCAAUGACCUAAGAGAGUCAUAUUUUCACACCGAGGACUAUGACAAGUUCCUCGCACAAGAGCUGGAAACUCCAUUCAACUUUCAAACAAAUGUAAUGGCGAGCAAAGAGCCUGGUAAAGUGGCAUCGUGGCUCAAUAGUCAAUGUGAAGCACUGAAUGGCAAUGGAAAGGACAGUGAUCGAGUAGAAUUCAUGCGAAGAGUCAUGUCCAAGAUCCAUGUCGACAGUUAUGGAUCAUGUAUACACAACGCAAACAUGCCUCCUGGUGGAGAUCGUGGCGGACAUGACAUAUUCGAGGCCAAAAUCAAGGUGAUCAAGAAGUACAAGUUCUACUUUGCCCUAGAGAAUAGUAACUGUCCUCAUUACAUCACCGAGAAGGUACUCCAUUGUCUGUUCAAUGGUGUUGUGCCAGUGUACCUGGGUCACGAGACCACAUUGCAGUACAUGCCACCUGGAUCAUAUAUAUAUGCUAAGGACUUCAACUCAACGCAGGACCUGGUGGAUAGGCUGAACUACCUCGAUCACAAUGAUACAGAGUAUCGAAAGUACUUUGCAUGGCGCGAGGAUAUCAACGUGGUCAAACAAUGGUCUUCAGCAUUCAGUGUCAACGAUCCCAUGUGUGACCUCUACCGUCUGUACACACAGUUCCAGAACAACAUGGAUACCUUCCCCAGGAAGCACGCCUCUGCUGAUCCAGAGAUAUUGGAUCAAUUGAUUGAUUGA